Messenger RNA from Nilaparvata lugens (brown planthopper), 3923 nucleotides. RefSeq names its product protein sister of odd and bowel. Gene Ontology annotation, molecular function: DNA-binding transcription factor activity, RNA polymerase II-specific; RNA polymerase II transcription regulatory region sequence-specific DNA binding. NCBI's taxonomy places the organism in Eukaryota, Metazoa, Arthropoda, Insecta, Hemiptera, Delphacidae. Gene Ontology annotation, biological process: embryonic pattern specification; embryo development; embryonic hindgut morphogenesis. The coding region runs from base 286 to 1410 and encodes 374 amino acids. The transcript has 2 exons. Gene Ontology annotation, cellular component: nucleus. The record is from RefSeq and is a predicted model, not a curated record.
UGGCGUUAGUAUCGCGUCGCCUGCUCUGCAGGGAACACUGAAGCUGCGGCCCCCACCACUAACCACAAACUCAACCGUCCUAACCUACAAUAUCGCAGAGGCCGCGAACUUACCUCUUGUUUUCCCUCGUUUUUCUGAACCAACCGGGUGAUUCAGUGAAUGAAAAAGAACAAAGUGUCUGGUUUCGGUUGUAGUUUGAGGAUUGAUUGUAGAAUGAACUUGAUUUUGUAGUAGUUUAGGAGGACACGUGUAGAUUUAGGUUAGGACUUUGUUGUUGUGUGUCUCAUGUGUUGGAGUAGGACUGACGAGGAGUCAUUGAUGUUGAUCGAAGCAGAGGACGAGAUGCAGGACCAAGAGGCGGCGUCGACGACGGCUGCAGUGACCUUGGAAGGCGGCAGUAGCUCUGGGGGCGGCACGUCUGAUGACGCAGCACGAGCCGCCCUCCAGCGGUCUCUCCAGAGUGUGGCCCUCAGCCUCCAAACCGCCAUGAUGUCGUCCCUCCAGCAAGCAGCCCUGCUGCCCCCGGACUCCCCGGCAGCCACCGCCCUCAGCCUCCAGGCACUCGAGUCCUACCUGACACUGCACCGCCUCAGCACUUCUGUCAACUCCUCGCAACGCCUUCAAACCGUCACUCUACCCUCCAAAUCAUCCUCCUCAGAGGACUCUCAGAUUCUUCUAGAUGACCCGGAAGACGACAUCCUCAACCUCCCUCCCAGUCAACCUCCAUCACCUCCCGCCUUCCCCGGCAACGUCGAGAUCUCCUACCCCUCCCUCCUCCUCUACCAACCCUCACCAACCCCCACAGUCACCACCGACAAGACCUCAACUACACCCUCUACAACGAUCACUAGUUUCACGGACAAACCGGCAGCUGUGGCUGUUACUUCGACGCGACCGAAAAAGAAGUUCAUUUGCAAGUUCUGCAACCGGCAGUUCACCAAGUCGUACAACCUGCUGAUCCACGAACGCACGCACACCGACGAGCGACCCUACAGCUGCGACAUCUGUGGAAAGGCCUUCCGCCGACAGGACCAUCUCAGAGAUCAUAGAUUCAUCCACUCGAAAGAGAAGCCGUUCAAGUGCACUGAAUGCGGCAAGGGCUUCUGCCAGUCGCGCACACUUGCGGUGCACAAAAUCCUGCACCAGGAGGAAUCGCCGCACAAAUGUCCCGUCUGCAGUCGCAGCUUCAACCAGCGAUCCAAUCUCAAAACACAUCUGCUGACGCAUACCGACAUCAAACCCUAUAACUGCUCCGCUUGCGGCAAGGUGUUCCGUCGCAACUGCGACCUGCGGCGACACAGUCUCACGCAUAACCUCGGCGCGGCCGCAGUUGCCUCUGACGGAGGAUCGCAGUCGCAUGCGGCCAAUUUCACUAUAGACGCUAUCAUUAGUGCAGAGAAAGCGUCCUAGGUUCUGUGAUGCGAUCAUACCUUGUACAGUAGCCUAAACUUUCCGUUAUGUGCGUUUAAGAUAAAAAAUUGUAGCCUGAAAAUUUGUCUAGUGCGAUUUAUAUCAAGAACUGUAUCAGUGAUUUGUUCAGUUUCUUACUUUAUGCAGUAGCCCAAACUUUCCGUUCUGUGUGAUUAAUAUGAAAAAAAUUGUAGCUUAAACAUAUUAAUUUAUCCUUGCGAUUUAUAUAGAGAAUUGUAUAGUAGCCCACACUUUCCGUCCAGUGCCAUCAAAAUCAAACAUUGCCUGGUAGAUUAAACAUUUCUAGUGUUAUUCUCAUCAAGAUCUGUAUUUUAGCCUGAAAUCCACGCUGUUUUACUACUGUAUACUAUAGUAUAGCAAGAACAUACUGUAUGACCAAAUCAGACUGUAUGAUCAAAUAUGCUAUAGAGAGGUCCACGUUAUAAUGGCAGUGUUUGAUUAGCAAUGGUAUUGCUAUCCUUGUCUAUCAUUCAACAAAGCGGAUAGCGCUAUCUCUUUCUCGCUUUGCUCUGUUGCCAGAUCGUCUCUUAACAAAAUGAAAUUCAUAAUCAAUUAACAAAAUAUUUCAUCUUAAUUAUGGAAAUUCAUUAUGGAUUUUUUUUAAAAUAUAAUUUCUUGCCUAAUUAAAUAUAAUUAUUGAUUAUUUUAAACGAGAAUGAACCGUCAAUAUUACAUCAAUAAACCUGUAUCAACUACCGUCUAUAGAAGGAAUUGACAAAACAGAGAAUCGGCAACGUUUUUCUCCUAUCUUUCUCCACUGUCAUUAUUUCGUGGACCUCACUACAGUAAUGAUUCAUUUUGUACAAUAAUUGUGGACAGAAUAAUAAUAAAUUUUCAAUAGUUCCUUACAUUAUAACUGGAGAGGACUAAAUAAUAUCAUAGAGAAACAAUAGCGUAAGUAGAUAUCCCAUUGUAUAGGGCGUUCAUGUUGCAACUUUUACUGUUAUCUCAAGCCGAUUACUGUCGUUUAUUGUCGAUUUUUGGGGUGAGAGUGUAUGAACGGCACAGUAUGAGAGACUGGGAGCGUCACACAGCUUUACGGGAAAGAACUAUGUGGACUAUCGGCUCGAGGAAACAGUAAAAGUUGCGACAUAAACGUCCUAUACCAUGGGAUCAUGGGAUAUCUACUUAAGCUAUUGUUUCUCUAUGAUAAUAUUCUGUCCAGUACAGAACUUAAACAGCAACCUUAGUAUCUAACCAUCCAACUUAUAGGUCUACAGUAAUCUAAACAUUCGGUUUGCUGCGAUUGAAAACAAACAUUAUACAUGUAUAAAAACAAACAUGUAUGAAUAUUGUAAUUGUGAAAUUUAAAGGUAAAGUGUAUAAUAUAUAUAGUCGUUGUUGAUUCAUUUUUUCUCACUGAUAAAUGCUAUUGUUUGGGAUAGGGAAACACAGUUUUAUUUUUGUAGCAUCCUCAUUUAUGUGACAAAAAAACACAAUUCAUAUUCAACAGAUUGGAAUAGACUUGAUUGGUGAUGAAUUUUUGAAAUUCCGGUAGAUUUAUAGUAUUAUAUUUGUUUCUUGUACACUAUAUCACGUUCUGUAAAUGAAUGCUAGCAAUAAUUCAACUUUGAACAACGAAGUGACGAUAAUAGUUAGUGCCUUAACUUGCUCAAAUUUCUUGUCCAGAAAGACACAUUUCAAGAAAGAAAACAUAUUCAUGAAUGUGUUUGCUUCUUGAUAAAGAAAUGUGUGUUCAUAUCAUGCUGAUAAAACUGGUUGGCAACAAAGUGACAUUGUCUGAGAAUAGUCAUUUCCAACCUCUCUUGAUCUUAAACAAGACCUGACUAUACAAUGAUUAAGCACUAAUUGUACAGUGACUCUAGUAUUAAUCUGAAGAAAAUUAAUAGUUACUCUCAUAUGAAAACGUUUGUACAUAGGUCUCUUAGAAGUUGUGACUGUUUUUAUAAGAUUCAUAUUUAUAUUUUUAUAGUACUUGUGAUAAUACUUCAAAAUGAAUGGAUAGGCUUAUAAUAAUAGUUUUCAAUGUUUGAUUAUUCAGAGUUGUGAUAAAACAGAGAAAUAACGUUAAUAGAAUACUGAGCUCCUCAGAUAUCGUACUGGAGAGCAGGAGAUUGAUAUUUUUUCACAUAAUCAUAGUUGACAUUUUCAUUUUAUUGUUAGUUUGGAAAUGAGAUCAAUUUCUGCAAUAUUUAUACAGCCUGCCUAAUCUAUAUUAAUUUUCAGCAGAUCAAUGUUUUUUCAGGCCAUCAUUCAUAGUUGACAGUUUUGGUUUGAAAAUGAGAUGAAAUUCUUCAAUAUUCAUACAACCUGCCUAAUCUAUAUUAAUUUUUCGUAAAUUGUAUUAAUUAGCUGACUUGACAAUCAAUUUAGUCUGUAAUAAGUUGUCUAUUGUCAAUUAUUGUAAAUAGAUGAAAAAUUAUCUAGUGUAUGUACUUUAUAAAAUGAUGAAUGUAAGUUAUCCAUGUGAAUAUUUGAAUAUCGAGAUUUUGAUGAUAUAAAAUAGAAUAAAAUGUUGCAUAGAAAAAUUA